Molecule: messenger RNA, 786 nt
Organism: Dipodomys ordii (Ord's kangaroo rat)
Lineage: Eukaryota; Metazoa; Chordata; Mammalia; Rodentia; Heteromyidae
Gene: Scamp5
Product: secretory carrier membrane protein 5
Exons: 5
Coding region: 1-603 (200 amino acids)
Biological process (GO): protein transport
Cellular component (GO): trans-Golgi network membrane; recycling endosome membrane
Source: RefSeq, a predicted model, not a curated record
AUGGCUGUCAGAGCAAGUGAACUGGCGGAGGUGAACAGCGUCACGCUGGCCGUGAACCUGGUGGGCUGUCUCGCGUGGCUGAUUGGAGGAGGGGGAGCCACCAACUUUGGCCUCGCCUUUCUCUGGCUCAUUCUCUUCACGCCUUGCUCCUACGUCUGCUGGUUUCGGCCCAUUUACAAGGCCUUCAAGACCGACAGCUCCUUCAGCUUCAUGGCGUUCUUCUUCACUUUCAUGGCUCAGCUGGUCAUAAGCAUCAUCCAGGCUGUGGGCAUCCCAGGCUGGGGUGUUUGCGGCUGGAUUGCAACCAUCUCCUUCUUCGGGACGAACGUGGGCUCCGCGGUGGUGAUGCUCAUCCCAACCAUCAUGUUCACGGUCGUAGCGGUGUUCUCCUUCAUCGCGCUCAGCAUGGUUCAUAAAUUCUACCGGGGGAGCGGAGGGAGUUUCAGUAAAGCCCAGGAAGAGUGGACCACGGGGGCCUGGAAGAACCCGCACGUGCAGCAGGCCGCCCAGAACGCUGCCAUGGGGGCGGCUCAGGGCGCCAUGAACCAGCCACAGACUCAGUAUUCCGCCACCCCUAAUUACACAUACUCCAACGACAUGUAAACCAGCCCCGCCCGCUGGGAGGCAGUGUGGAGGGUGGGGGUGGGGGGGGUGCGGGUGGCCAGUGGGGACAAAGGGGCUCGAGCCACAUCGCCGAUCGUGGCCACCAUGCAGGGUUCCCCCUUUCCCCUUUUUCUCCUUCUCUUCCACUUUGUACAAAGAAUGAGAGCUCUCUUGAUCUAUCUA